CAGAAAAAUUAACAGAAAAUAAGGCAAUAUUUUAUACAAUGUUGAAAGUGAAUGCUAGGCGACCAGUCAAGAAAAACUUGUCUGACAAAUCACUUACAACUCCUCUUUUAUGUAAAGUCAACACACACACACACACACACACACACACACACACACACGUCCUCUGUCGAAACGACAAUAAGCAGUAACCAACCAGAGAUACACAAUACAAUACAUUACAAUGACAGUAACAACCAACACAUAAAAAGGAUGGAACUUCAGCCAGCUGUGAUGCCUAAUAAACUAAUAAAAAGGAUGGAACUUCAGCCAGCUGUGAUGCCUAAUAAACUAAUAAAAAGGAUGGAACUUCAGCCAGCUGUGAUGCCUAAUAAACUAAUAAAAAGGAUGGAACUUCAGCCAGCUGUGAUGCCUAAUAAACUAAUAAAAAGGAUGGAACUUCAGCCAGCUGUGAUGCCUAAUAAACUAAUAAAAAGGAUGGAACUUCAGCCAGCUGUGAUGCCUAAUAAACUAAUAAAAAGGAUGGAACUUCAGCCAGCUGUGAUGCCUAAUAAACUAAUAAAAAGGAUGGAACUUCAGCCAGCUGUGAUGCCUAAUAAACUAAUAAAAAGGAUGGAACUUCAGCCUGCUGUGAUGCCUAAUAAACUAAUAAAAAGGAUGGAACUUCAGCCUGCUGUGAUGCCUAAUAAACUAAUAAAAAGGAUGGAACUUCAGCCAGCUGUGAUGCCUAAUAAACUAAUAAAAAGGAUGGAACUUCAGCCAGCUGUGAUGCCUAAUAAACUAAUAAAAACACGGACUUCACUGUAAGUGACCUCCCACCAGCAUGACUUAAAGGACAUCACCCGCACAACCAACUCGUUUUUCCCAGUACAGACAACAUAGCAACAUUGACCUAUUAUACACAGCACAUGCAUAGUCAACUCAGUACACCAUUUUUAAUAAAGGUUAAAUUCACUAUGAUCACACAAGUGCCUUUUUAUAUCAAUUAUCUGACAUGACUGGAAACUACAAACCGGUGUGCAGACUACAGAAUUUUUUUGCCUUGGUCUCUCUCUCUUCAUUGUCCACCUUUAGGUUCUUUCUAACCAUCUCUCUCUCUUUUGGGAAUGCACAAAUGGAUUUGCAAGACAAAGGGCUUUAGGACUGGUAUCUAUCUCCUGGAUACAUGGGAGUCAUUGCCAGGACACAAUACGUGUUCUAAAUUGACCUCAAGUUAAAAUAUAUAUACUUUCAUUCUGGAUUACUAAUGACUGAAUAGGCCUAGUUCAAAAUAAUUUCCAUCUGCAUUGUUUAGUUCAUACACACCUUUUUGCACAUUUUAUUAAAGUUUUGUGAAAAUUGUAAAGUUGCUCAAACAAUUAUUCUCCAUAGUAUUUUCUAUUAUCACAAAACAUGUAUUUCUCAUUUAAUGUAUCAUUCAUAUUUCUCAUUUUUCAGGGUUGACAGGAGGAUGGCCAACUUCAAGGGACAUGCUCUUCCUGGCAGCUGCUUUCUGCUGUUAGGCCUGUGUUGGUCAGUGAAGUACCCUCUCCGACACUGCUGGAGAAGGCAUCAGCCUAAAGGAAGACAAAAACUGCCUCUGUUCUUCAACAGAAUCGACUUAAUUGAGGGGGCACUCAUCAUUUUCUUAGCAUUUGUGGGCAUCAUGGCAGAGCAGUUUGUGCCCGAUGGGCCCCAUGCCCACCUGUACCUCAGAGAGACUCAGUCCUGGGUGAAGCUGAUGAACUGGCAGCACAGCACAAUGUAUCUCUUCUUCGGCAUCUGGGGAAUUGUUAAAGUCCUCAGUAUGUCAUCGCUUCCAGUCCCACUUGGUUUUGACCGACUUGCUCUCUCCCUGGCUUUUUUUAUUGAAGGGUUUCUGUUUUACUUCCAUGUACACAUGCGCCCUCCUCUGGAUACCCACAUCCACUCCCUGCUGUUUGUGGCGAUGUUUGGUGUGGCGGCCAGCACGCUGUUAGAGGUGUUCAUGCGAGGUAACAUCAUACUGGAGCUGCUCAGGACCAGCCAGACCAUCCUGCAAGGCUCCUGGUUCUUUCAGAUUGGAUUCGUGCUGUACCCAUUAAACGGAGUACAGUGGGAUCUGAAGGAACACGAUAACAUAAUGUUCAUCACCAUGUGCUUCUGCUGGCAUCUAGCUGUGGCCCUGCUGAUCGUUGGCAUCAACUACUGCAUAGGCUGGUGCUGUGUACAAAGAUGUGCAGGAAGAGGAGGUGACAUAGAGAUCGGGAUGAGAAACGCAUCCAGCUCCCAGAAGGCUCUGCUACAGGAUUCCGAUGAAGAGUAAGCAGAUGGAUCAUGAAGUGUACCACAGGAGGUUGGUGGCACCUUAAUUGGGGAGGACGGGCUCGUGGCACUGUUAUUGUAUUCUCUCCAAUUGUUUUUUUUGUCUUUAGUUUAACAGUUUUUUCCUGUUUGUAUCCAUGCUAGCGUGUAUAUUUUUUAUUUUGAGUGAUAUUUUAUCAAUGAAAUAAUGAGAUGCCUUGUUGAGUUCAGAUUAAGGCCAAAUUAAUUGUAAAUAAAAUGAUUUACAAAUGCAUGUAAUUGAAAGUAUAAAAGCUCAUUUCUGAUUGUCAAGAUAAUUGAAAUGUACUAGCAUUCCUUCGAGGUUUCUUCCCUGAAGUGAAACAUUAACACCUGACAGGGUUUCCUCAUCCCGCCUGUGGCUAUAGAGCAACGUGCUUCUUUCCCUCCGGAAAACAGAAUGUCUAAUGGAUUACACAGAACAAAAAUAUAAACGCAACAUGUAAAGUGUUGGUCCCAUGUUUCAUGAGCUGAAAUAAAAGA
Molecule: messenger RNA, 2781 nt
Organism: Coregonus clupeaformis (lake whitefish)
Lineage: Eukaryota; Metazoa; Chordata; Actinopteri; Salmoniformes; Salmonidae
Product: transmembrane protein 45B-like
Exons: 5
Coding region: 1406-2281 (291 amino acids)
Source: RefSeq, a predicted model, not a curated record